AAGGUCUAUGUCAAACAGAUUAUUACCCAUCAGAUGAUAAUGUUGGUGAUACAAAUGGAUCCGAUCUAGAAUCAUUAUUCGAUUAUUAUGGUACAGGUCAAAAUCUAAUAAUCAUUGAACUGUUAACUGAUAUUCCACGAUAUCUAUGUUGGGCAUAUAUAGUUAUAAAAUUACCAAUGUUAUUAAUAAAUAAAAUAAAUGCAACAAUUAAGAAGCGAAAUCGAAAGGAAAUCAAUCGUAUUCAUUUAACAAGAGAAGAAAAAAUUCUUUUACAUUCAUCAGCUGCUCAUUCUGUUGAAAUGCGUUAUGUACGAAAUCUUUUUCGAGGAAAUAAUGAACAUCGAAAAAGUCGUUUAUUCAUAGGACGUUUAAUACCAAAAUUUAUUUAUGAAUGGCGAGAUGAUUUUCGUUUUUCAUCACGAAUAGUUUGUGUUUAUGCAUCUGUAUUUCUUCUUCUAUAUUUUAUGACAAUACAAGCAUUGAUUCGUAUUAUACCCAUUUUGAAUGUAUUUCAAGAAUUACUCGAAGUGGUAUUUGAUGCAAUAACAACAAUAGGUGAUUCAUUAAAUAUCCAAAAAGAUUUUCCAAUGCCCAAUUUACUUCGUCCAUUUGUUUUUGCUAUAUUAACAGCAUUUGUAGUAACAGUAAUUCAAUUGUUAAUUCUAUUAGCAAGUAUUCGACGAAAUUUAUUUCAAAUCUAUCGUGGUGAUGAUUCAGAAAUUCCACUAAGAAAUAAAUCAAAAUAUCUUAGUUAUGCAGGAGGUAAUUUUCAUUUUGCUGGUUAUUUUAUUGGUUAUCUUAUAUGGGGUUAUGUUUUAAUUGCUGUUUUUGCAUUGAUUAUUUAUAUAUGUAUUGCUUCAUUUAUUACAUUUGGUAGUGUUAGAUUUCUUGAAAAAAUUCUCAAAUCAAUAAUACCAGUCGUAUUAUUAAUUAUUUUCAAACAAUAUCUUAAUAAUUUAUUAGCAAGAUAUGUCUUUUUACAACAUUAUGGAGAUAUAUUAGCAAUAAAUAAUCGGAGAAUAUUGAUGAUAUUUUUAUAUUUUAAUUUCUUUCUCGAUUCAUUUCUUGGUUUUGUUUCAUCGAUAGUUCGUAUUAUUAAAAGUGUUAUUGGUGGAUUUUUAUAUAUGACUCGUCUUGAUUAUUCACCAUUGGGUAGAAAACUUGAAACAUUAGAUUCAGGAUUUUCGGCUUAUUGUGGUUUUAUUCAUAUUGAAGCUGUUCAUCGAAAUCCAAUCAUGUUAGUAGCUGUAAGUUAUUUAUAUGGUCGAAUGAAAGCAAAACAGUAUAUACUUAAUAAUCGGAUAGUAACAAUAGAAAACGAAAAGAAUUAUUCAUCGAAAGCAAUUCGAAAAUGGCAUUUAGCAGUAUUCUUAUUACGAAAUCCGAGAUUAGUAUUUUCAAGAAAAAAUGCUCUUCGUGAAAAGGAGAAUAAAAAUACGGAAGCAUUAAAUGCAAAACUACGAAGAUUAUCACUCAUUGAACAAAUAACCCAUCGACCAAGUCUUAUUUCAGAAAACGAUUUAGAAAAUAUGUGGCAAAAAUAA
Molecule: messenger RNA, 1544 nt
Organism: Adineta steineri
Lineage: Eukaryota; Metazoa; Rotifera; Eurotatoria; Adinetida; Adinetidae
Source: the annotation of a GenBank genome assembly